AUGAGUACCGGCGGCGUUGGUCCGUCCAGUGACCCGUACAACAACCAUGUGAUUUACGUAAAUCCGCGGCAGUAUAAGCGCAUUUGCAUCCGGCGCGAACAGCGAGACAAGAUGUUGCUGAAGCGAGGUCGUCCGCGUCCGAGUUAUUUGCCCGUGGCUACGCGUCCAGAAUCCAACUCUUCGAAGCGCAAGCGCGACGGUUCUGAGUCUCCUCAUAAGAUUCCGCCCAAUGUAGACCCUUUUUCGCAGGCGGCGUAUUUUUACCCUCCAACCCGUUACGCAAAGUCCAGGGAGUCUGAUCGCGUAUCAAGCAAGAUACGUCGCUUCAAUGAUCGGAACGCUGCGGAAUUUUCGAACGUGGCCGCACUGAUCGCAGGAAAUGGCUACAACAGCAACUACACGGGUAGUGUGAUUCCUGGAACGGCUCCGCAUUCUCACGGCAGCGAGUAUAGUCCUCACAAGGAACGCGUCUCCUACGUAGAACACAACGCGGCAGAAAGCACCGUUCCAGGGCGUCUUGUAGCUCAUGUUGGUUCUUACUGUGGCGCGCACAAUGCGGGUGCCAUGGACGCCCGUGCCACUAAUGACGGUCGGCAAUCGGAGGCCUAUGGACGCAUAGACAGUUACCCGGAGAUACACGCCCGCUCGGUGAAUCGCGGUUAUAGGUUUCAGCAAUCGUCGGGAACGUCGGAUAGUUACUCCUCCGCCUCUUCGGCAUCGUCGUAUUCGGCAUCAUACGACGGCCGGCCCAUGUCCAGUGGAUCAACGGUAGUCAUGCCUGUCCACUCUUACCCUGCCGCUGCUGGGAGUCAGGGUGUUAUAAGUGCUGACAGCUAUGCUGGCAGUAAACUGGGACAAGUGACUUACAGUAGGGGUGCUUACUCCGCAGAGACUUACAGCGGCGAGUCGUGCUGCUCUGAUGGCCACUGGAGGGAAGACUACGGUCAUGGCAGCGACGGAGUUGACUACUACGUGACAAACACAAACUCCUGCGGCAAUCGCGCGUCUGAGAGCUGCCAUAACGGUAGGUACAGCGACGGAGACAAUGUGGAGCAUGGUGUGGGCGAAUCCGCUGAUGUCGCAACUGCUGGUGAGAUGAGCUGCGCCUAUGCGCAGCAUGUUGUAGCUGGAGCUGGGGCGUAUCCAGCGAGUGGUAUGUCUCGUGGCGGCGCUCAGCCUGUGCUCCGGGGCCCUAUGUGCAGCGAGUACGUUUACGUUGCAGGCGCAGACGCCAAGGUGUGA
Babesia bigemina is the source of this 1242-nucleotide messenger RNA. RefSeq lists its product as hypothetical. The record is from RefSeq and is a predicted model, not a curated record. Gene Ontology annotation, biological process: regulation of DNA-templated transcription. Bases 1 to 1242 code for a protein of 413 amino acids. Gene Ontology annotation, molecular function: DNA-binding transcription factor activity. The transcript has a single exon. Lineage: Eukaryota; Apicomplexa; Aconoidasida; Piroplasmida; Babesiidae.